Trichosurus vulpecula (common brushtail) is the source of this 2534-nucleotide messenger RNA. RefSeq names its product AFG3-like protein 1. Gene Ontology annotation, biological process: protein-containing complex assembly; mitochondrial protein processing. Lineage: Eukaryota; Metazoa; Chordata; Mammalia; Diprotodontia; Phalangeridae. The coding region runs from base 69 to 2432 and encodes 787 amino acids. The transcript has 17 exons. Gene Ontology annotation, molecular function: ATP hydrolysis activity; ATP binding; zinc ion binding. Gene Ontology annotation, cellular component: membrane; m-AAA complex. The record is from RefSeq and is a predicted model, not a curated record.
GACUAUGAGCGCUUCGCUCCUGCGCCGGCGCGCGUGUGCCCGGGCGGCGCGAGGUCAAGGGGUGGGGCAUGUCGCACAGGCUGCUGGCGGCGGUGGGGAGCCGGACGGCGGCUCUGCCACUGGCCGCGCUAUGGAGAUGCGGCUGGGGCGCCGGGGACCACGGCACGGCCAGAGUGGGCCUGAGGGCUCUGCCCACCACCCGGCAGGGAAUCCAUUUUCAGCAGCUGGUUCUGCAGGGAAGACUGACAUCAUUUUCCCAGUGGCUGUAUUCGAAAGCUCCCAAAGGCUUUGAGAAGUAUUUUAAGAGAAAUGGAAGAAGCGCGGACAAAGAAGAAUCAGCACCUCCAAAGAAAGAUACUGAUGAAUCAAAGGAUCAUGGAUUUGGAGGAAAUGGUGGCAAGAGAGGAGGGAAGAAGGAUGAUUUUGCAUGGUGGAAACGGAUACAGAAGGGAGAGUUCCCUUGGGACAACAAAGAGUUCCGUAAUCUGGCUGUCAUGGGAGCAGGCUUCGCUUUGGGAUUUUUCUACCUCUAUUUUCGAGAUUCUGGAAAAGAAAUCACUUGGAAGCAUUUUGUACAGUAUUACUUGGCCAGAGGACUGGUGGACCGACUUGAAGUUGUGAACAAACAGUUUGUGCGUGUGAUUCCUACACCUGGGGCAUCUUCUGAGAAAUCCGUGUGGUUUAACAUCGGCAGUGUUGACACGUUUGAGAGAAAUUUGGAAUCUGCCCAGUGGGAAUUGGGAAUUGAAGCUGCCAAUCAGGCAGCAGUGAUUUAUACUACCGAGAGUGAUGGCUCUUUCUUGAAAAGCCUGAUUCCCACUCUGCUUCUGAUUGGGAUUUUCCUCUAUGCUGUGAGGCGAGGCCCAAUGGGAGCAGGACGGGGAGGACGAGGAGGAGGCCUCUUCAGUGUUGGAGAAACAACUGCCAAAAUCCUGAAGAACAACAUCGAUGUACGGUUUGCUGAUGUGGCAGGUUGUGAAGAAGCCAAGCUAGAAAUCAUGGAGUUUGUGAACUUCCUCAAGAACCCCAAACAAUAUCAGGAUCUUGGAGCCAAGAUCCCCAAGGGGGCUAUGCUCACCGGUCCUCCUGGUACUGGGAAAACGCUCCUCGCCAAAGCAACUGCAGGGGAGGCCGAUGUUCCUUUUAUCACCGUGAAUGGCUCUGAGUUCCUGGAGAUGUUCGUGGGAGUUGGGCCUGCAAGGGUUAGGGACAUGUUUGCAAUGGCGCGAAAAAAUGCUCCCUGUAUCCUAUUCAUCGAUGAGAUUGAUGCGAUCGGGAGAAAGCGAGGUCGUGGCAAUUUGGGAGGGCAAAGUGAACAGGAAAACACCUUGAAUCAGUUGCUUGUUGAAAUGGAUGGAUUUAAUUCCAGCACCAAUGUUGUGGUACUUGCAGGGACCAACCGUCCAGACAUCCUUGACCCAGCACUAAUGAGACCAGGACGCUUUGACCGUCAGAUUUACAUUGGGCCCCCUGACAUAAAAGGUAGAUGCUCUAUCUUUAAAGUCCACCUUCGUCCACUGAAAUUGGAUGAAAAUAUUGGCAGAGAUGCCCUGGCUAGGAAACUAGCAGCUCUGACUCCAGGAUUCACUGGUGCUGAUAUUUCUAACGUCUGUAAUGAAGCCGCCCUGAUUGCUGCUCGUCAUCUGAAUGCUUUUGUUCAAGAAAAGCACUUUGAACAGGCCAUCGAGAGGGUCAUUGGAGGCCUUGAGAAGAAGACUCAGGUUCUCCAGCCCAGUGAGAAGACAACUGUAGCCUAUCAUGAAGCCGGCCAUGCCGUGGUGGGCUGGUUCUUGGAGCACGCGGAUCCCUUACUGAAGGUGUCCAUCAUCCCCCGAGGAAAGGGGCUGGGCUAUGCACAGUACCUGCCCAAGGAGCAGUACCUCUACACCCGGGAACAGCUCUUUGACCGCAUGUGCAUGAUGUUAGGGGGGCGAGUGGCCGAGCAGCUGUUCUUUGGCCGAAUCACCACAGGGGCUCAGGAUGACCUGCGGAAGGUGACGCAGAGCGCCUAUGCACAGAUCGUCCAGUUUGGGAUGAGUGAGAAGCUAGGCCAAGUGUCCUUUGAUUUACCUCGGCAAGGGGAAGCCCUGGUGGAGAAGCCAUACAGUGAAGCCACCGCCCAGCUCAUCGAUGAGGAAGUGCGCCGCCUGAUUAACUCUGCCUAUUCCAGAACUUUGGAGUUGCUGACCCAGUGUAGGGACCAGGUGGAAAAGGUAGGAAAGCGUCUCUUGGAGAAGGAAGUACUUGAAAAGUCAGACAUGAUUGAACUGCUGGGCCCCCGGCCUUUUGGAGAGAAAUCUACUUACGAAGAGUUUGUGGAGGGCACGGGGAGCUUGGAAGAAGACACUUCGCUUCCACAGGGCUUGAAGGACUGGAACCGAGAACGGACAGAAGAAAGCUCUGAAGAGCAAGUCAAGGAAAGUACUGUGUAAACCAGCCAAGGCCUCCGAGCAUUUGUCUCUUGUGCUUUGGGGGAUGUCCCCACUCUCCUCACUAUACCUCUGGGGCUGUGGCCUCUAGCACCUCUACCUGUC